Penicillium cinerascens is the source of this 783-nucleotide messenger RNA. Its product is annotated as Ulp1 protease family protein. The record is from RefSeq and is a predicted model, not a curated record. The transcript is spliced from 7 exons. Lineage: Eukaryota; Fungi; Ascomycota; Eurotiomycetes; Eurotiales; Aspergillaceae. Gene Ontology annotation, molecular function: deNEDDylase activity; cysteine-type peptidase activity. Gene Ontology annotation, biological process: proteolysis. The coding region runs from base 1 to 783 and encodes 260 amino acids.
AUGCUUGACGGUGGGUUAGGCAAGUUGCAGAAGAGGAUGAGGGGUCGGUUCGGCGAUAGUUUAAAUCCCGAUGACGCAUUCCUAAGCUACUAUGAUGUCCGAUUGACACGAGAGGAUAUGCAAACCCUCAAGAACGACUGGCUCACAGAUAAUAUCAUUUCAUUCUGGGAGGAAUACCUUGAGCACGAAUAUCUCACCCGAUACAAGUCUUCCAACAUCGUCCUCCUCCGCCCCAGCAUGUCCUUCAUGAUCCUCCAAACACCCGAUCCCCGCACCCUCCGCGAAGCCCUCCCGGACUUCACCAAAGCGACGCACGUUUUCCUCCCAAUAAACGACUGCCGCAAUGUCACGCAGGCGGAAGGUGGCACGCAUUGGUCAUUACUUUUGAUCUCGAUCGUCGACCGCAUCGCAUUCCACUACGACUCACUAUACCAAGGAAACAUCUGGGAAGCGGACACCGUGACUCGCAAAUUUGGAGCCCUCUUGAACAUGCCUAUCCGGUUUAUGCAUUUGAACGACUCGCCCCAGCAAGACGGUGGCAGUGACUGUGGUGUCUUUGUGUGUAUGAACAUGCGCCACUUGCUCCUGAAGCGCCUCCUCAUGGCUAGUGCACAUGAGAAGGUGAGCAUGAGUCUCGGCGGGCGGACGAUCGAUGCGUCGGCCAGUCGCAAGGAGAUGGCCAAGGUUAUUGAAGGAUUCCGGAAGGAAGGCGAGCGGCGACGAUCGGCAAGUCUCAGUCCGAUGGGCAAGGGAAAGUCAAGGAGUCCCCCGCGAAUCGAGUAA